Messenger RNA from Mollisia scopiformis, 751 nucleotides. RefSeq lists its product as uncharacterized. Lineage: Eukaryota; Fungi; Ascomycota; Leotiomycetes; Helotiales; Mollisiaceae. The transcript has a single exon. The record is from RefSeq and is a predicted model, not a curated record. Bases 167 to 715 code for a protein of 182 amino acids.
GCAGACUUGCAUACUUGUCAAGCUCUCGGCACCAAUCCCGAUGAAUUGCCAGGACGCAGGCCAAACCAAGAAUUUUAUUCAAAAUGCUCGUCCUUGCUCGUCGACUUGUCCCUUUGUAGUUUGGUAUCUUCUCUUUUGUUUGGGUGCUGGUACAGUGAUUGGGUGAAUGACGGACCUCGCUCAGCAUUCGUGCAGCCCAGAAAUAUCCUUGUCUCGUCUUUCCCGUUACCUCUUGCAAUUAUCCCCCGCUUCUCCCACACCAACACAGCUGAUUUGUGCUGCCUCAGGAUCUCACAAUCAACUAUCGCAGGGUCCAAAUAAUCCGAAUCCUCUCUUCUUGCUAUUUUCUUUCUCGACCUCGACGACAACUCCGACACGUAACCCACCCAUUGCUGCGAGCACUCGGCCCUGUGCGACGUGUGCCCUCCUCCUCCUCUUGACGAUCGAUAGAGUUGGGGCUCACCUUCACUCUCGACCCCGUCCAUUCACUUUCAACCCUGUCCCCGAACCACCUGCGAACGACCAGAGUCGACAGACAGUAACGCCGGCAACUUUCUCCACAGGGGCGCUUACCUUGCCCAUCACGACACACAGAGACAUCAGCAUCAAUCCUCAUGAUGUCUUGCUCAGUCACCACUUGCUAGUCUUGGGCUCCCUGCCGGACUGCUCUGCAGACGCUCUCUCGACACGCUUUCCAGCUUACGAUAACCGAUAACAAACGACGCGAAUGCCCUCAAUCGUGAUUCUGCUG